Dendronephthya gigantea is the source of this 1457-nucleotide messenger RNA. RefSeq names its product putative nuclease HARBI1. The record is from RefSeq and is a predicted model, not a curated record. NCBI's taxonomy places the organism in Eukaryota, Metazoa, Cnidaria, Anthozoa, Malacalcyonacea, Nephtheidae. The transcript has a single exon. The coding region runs from base 168 to 1457 and encodes 429 amino acids.
UUUUGGUACGGUUCGGGUAAAAGUGGUUCUGGUCCGGCUAAAAACGGUACGGGUUGUUCGUUUACAGUUAAAUUUGCUGGCGGACCAAUUUGCUCAAAAUUGAUGUUUAGGUACGGGUACCAAACUGAAUUUAUUUUGGCGCGUAAUCCCGCGUUUUUCAAAAUAACAUGGCGGAUGACAUGUUUUUAAUGCUUCAGUCGAUUAAAAAGCGCCUUAGAUUGUCCGAAAGUGAUUCUCUCAGGAAGAAAACAAACUCUACGUCACUGAAUUUCAGAAGAAAUAACCGAAGUCUAAAAAAAAAGAUGCAGCUGGUCAUGGCGAUACUUUUAUUUCUCAACCCUCCGGUCAAUCGAUUAAUUUGGAUGUUCCCACGAAGUGAUCGCUGGUUCAAGAUUGCUAAAGCGAGUCUACCAGAGCGAGAAUGGUAUGCCAACUUUCGUGUUUCCAAGGACACAUUCUACUACAUCCUAUCAGAAAUUGUAGAUGAUAUUACUCGUAAAGAUACUAAACUGCGUAAGGCAAUCUCCCCGGAGAAAAGAGUAGCAAUUACGCUUUAUUACAUUGGCUCAACAUCGGAAUACAGAACAAUUGCGAACUUAUUUGGAGUUUCAACCGCAUUUGUUUGUCUCUGUGUUAAAGAUGUGUGUACAGCAAUAUUGACCAAACUUAAAAGCCGCUUUCUAUCAAUACCCAAAGAUGAUGAUUUAAGAGAAGUGAUGAGGCUUUAUAAGCUGAGAUGGGGUUUUCCUGUAUGUGCUGGCGCAAUUGAUGGAACUCAUAUUGCUAUCCAAGCUCCCGCUGAAAAUCAUACUGAUUACGUGAAUAGGAAGAGCUACCACAGCAUUGUCAUGCAGGCAGUAGUGGACUCGCACUACCUAUUUCGUUAUAUAGUUGUAGGUUGGCCAGACAGCGUUCACCACGCACGAGUUCUUUCCAACUCCCAACUCUACAACUUGGGUGUUCAAGAGAAGCUCUUCGAAAGAAAUAUGAACGACAAAAUAUGUGGUGUGGGUAUCAGUCCUGUGUUACUUGGUGAUCCAGCCUACCCUCUCUUGCAAUGGCUUAUGAAAGCUUAUCCCGAAAACCCAAAUACCUCCCUGUGGCAGCGUAAUUUCAAUUACAGGCUCAGUAGAGCACGUAUGUCAGUUGAAAACACCUUCGGCAGAUGGAAAGGACGUUUUCGAAGAUUUCUUAAGCGUGUUGACAUGGUUGUUGAUUCAGCGACUUGCAUCGUCGCUGCUUCUUGCAUAAUUCAUAACAUUUGUGAACUAAGAAGAGAUGAGUUCCUACAUGAAUGGCUUGAAGAUGUAAGAAGGGAGGCAAAUAAUCAGCCAGAUGAUCUUGUGCAACCAUGGCCUGAUCGCGAAAAUGAAAAAGAUGCAUCUACUAUUCGAGAUACAUUAGCAGAAUUUUUUCAGACAGCGGAUGGUAGAAACAUUGGAAUAGGAGGCGAAUGA